Xenopus tropicalis (tropical clawed frog) is the source of this 7156-nucleotide messenger RNA. It is a transcript of the gene c2cd3, whose product is annotated as C2 calcium-dependent domain containing 3. NCBI's taxonomy places the organism in Eukaryota, Metazoa, Chordata, Amphibia, Anura, Pipidae. Gene Ontology annotation, cellular component: centriole. The record is from RefSeq and is marked provisional.
GCUUCUUUAUGGCGGCAGUGGGAAACUGACAUGAAAGCGGGGAGAGGGGCAGCAUGAAGAGUCGGAAAGUGAAGAGUGUCCGGCCGGGGAGAGGGCGUAGUAAAGGGCUCACAGAUGUUACUCCAUCCAGCAGUCUCCCUCCGCUUGUAGAAGGCCAGGUCCGCAGUUUCUUGCAGGUGACAGUUAGUAAAAUCCUUUGGACCGUCCCCAAGCCUCCACCCUCGGUAUUGGUGAGACUGCGCUGGUGGGGAGAGACAGCCAAUGGCACUGUUUUUCGACCUCGCGACUCUUCACAGACUGAGCAAAAAGGAGCAAAGACAACAACCCUCUACGCUGUUCGAUGCGGCCCAAAGCAGUUCACCUCCUACCUGACAGACAUGGGCAUGCUUGUGUUUGAAGUCAUGACAAAGCUGGAUCACUUUCCCAUUGGCCGUGCCCAGAUCAGCGGCAUCGCACAGCUCUCUUUGGCGCAUCCAGUCAGCGGAUUCUUCACAAUUGUUUCCCCAACGUCCGAGAAACUUGGGGAACUGCAGGUGUCCGUACAACUGGAACCCCUGCCUGAGACCUAUGACAGCAGCAGCUCUGCCCCCAACACAGAUAUUAGUUUUGACCAUGCAUCAGAAUCCUACGGAAAAGCUCUGACAGGCCACCCCACCACUAUGAAUGAUCCGCCACAGCCAAUCAUAUUGUCCCUGGCCUCAGCAGACAAGAGGGAGUCUGAGAGCAGCAGCAGGGUCACUACACCCAGGGGCAGAGAUCAUUUAUACUUCCAAGAAAAUGCAGACCCUGGCAAAAACUCCUACAGAGGGACUCAAGAUCAUGUGACUGUAGGGUGGAGUAAUGUAACUGAGGGGGUUCAGUCCAUCAAACCAAUCUAUUCAGAAGGAACUACUGCAGGGAAGGAUGCAUUAACAGUUAACUCUGGGCCUGCAACCAAAGACUUACUGUCAGCGCUGCUGGAUCAAGGAAGCAAGCUGAGGGACGCCAUGGUUGUUUCUGCUCUGAAAUCCAGCGCUGACCUAGACCAUAACCCAGAUAUCAAGCUGCCACUUGCACUCAAUAAUUACAGCUUAUCACAAGCCAGGGCCACUUCUGAGAUCCCAUCUCCCACAUUAAUGCGGAAUCUGCUGAACAGUCGCCACUCUCCUCAGACUAGGGAUAUUCUGCUUCAGCCUGCAGACAGUUUCAUUCCUGAUAUGGAGGCACCCAGUGAUGCCAAAGCAAUAGAGCUACUCCUGGGCAGUUCUGUUUUAUCACCUGGACAUUACUGGGAUGGAACAGGUUCGCCCCCAGAAUCCAUAUCUGGAAGUGAUUUCUACAAUGAGAGUGAAUUAAAUGAUCCGCUAUAUGACCAGAGCCUGCUGGAGAAACUUUUCUAUAAAGCACCUAAAUCGGACAGCAGUGCCAGCGAUUUCAUGAGCGAUGAUGAAAAUACCAGAUCACAAAAUAAAAAAAACAAAAUUGCCCUGGAUCGAGGGCGCCAUCGGGACAACUCACCAAGUGAAUAUAAAGAAGAUGCCAAACAAACGAAAGGGAAUGAUUCAUUACGGGAUUCUAAAACAUCAGAAAAAUCUACUUCAAAAUGUGAAGGCAUCAAUCUAAGUAUGGACCAGGCGGCGCUGUUGGGUCAGAUACAUGUUGCACAUGUUGUGGUGGAGUCUUUGAGGGUUCCUCUGGACGGUACUGCAGUGACACCAAGCAAGACAAACAGCCGGGGAAGACCCCCGCGGCCAGUGCGCCCUGCCAAACAGACAUUUUUUGUGGAGUUUCAAUUCCCAGUGUCGUCCAAGUCCAGAUCAGGAGAAGUCAACUCAGCAACUGAGAUAACGCGAUUGGUUUCAAGCAAGGUUGUUAAUGGAUCGAUAAAGUUCCAGCAGCGCUUUACAUUCCCCGUCCUGUUUAGCGGACAGAUGAUCAAGCACUGGUGGAACACGGACCUGACUUUCAGGAUCUUUCUGCGUAAAGGGACUCAAAACAAGCCUGGCCCAGUCGGCUCUGCCACUCUCCCCCUCCGUGACGUGCUUCAGUCCCCUGGCCUUUCUGUAACUUGCAGCCUGCCAGUGAGCUGCACGGCAGAAGACAGCCACACAGCAGCUGGGCCAUUAAAGAUCUCUGUGGCACUUGCAGGUGAUAAUAAAAAUAUCCAUGAUAUUUCUGAGAAGACUUUGGAGCCUGAAAAUCAGGCACCGGUAUUGCCGGCGGUCACUAGCAAAGCAGAGCUGGAAAAUUCUGCAUCGUACACAGACCUGAGACCUGUAGCCGAAAAAUCAUCACCACUCCGACAGAGUCUUCCCCCUCAUAUUGGAAAUGAUGGGCCCAAAGUGUCAUUCUCCCAGAACCCACAGCAGACAGCAGAGGAGGAUGGUUUAUUACUACAUAUCGUGCUAAUGGUGCCUGAAGGGAAAGGUUUAGUAGCAGCUGGUGGCGACUCCUCAGGGAUAUGCAACUCCUAUUUGAAUUGCAAGCUCUUCUCUGCCCAGGAAGCUACCAGGUCUUCUGUAGUGUGGGGAAGCACACAGCCCCAAUAUAACUUCUCCCAGGUGGCCCCUCUUACACUGAACGCCCGACUACUAGAGAGAAUGAAGAACAAUGUGAUGAUUAUUGAGAUCUGGAAUCGAGUGGCCAGUCCAGGUCAGGACCAGCUGCUGGGAUUGGCCAAGCUCCCACUUCACCAGUUCUACAUGUCAUUCAGUGACCCAAAGAUUACCCGGCUCCUGCUGCAAGCACAGUACCCCGUAGUGGCUGUAGACAGCUAUGUUCCAAUCAUCGACGUGUUCAGCGGGUGUGACAGAGGCAAACUCAAAGUCUUACUGGCCAUUGGGUCAGGGGAUCAAGUGGUGGCUCUUCAGAGAUUAAAAAAUGAAGAAGGGACAAGUCAAACUGCAAUGCCAAGACCUGCACAUUUCCUAGAUCCACCAUUGUCUUCCUCACAGAUGGGAAGACCACAGGAAGGUAUGACCGAUCACAUUUUUGAGAUCCACGUGGAGAAUGUGAAAGGCCUGACUCCUCUGCAGAGCACUGUAUGGGGAGAGGCUGACUGCUUUGUACAGUAUUACUUCCCUGCGCAUGGUCCCGAUUCCCACACAGCGAUAGACCUGCCAGAGAUUGCCAUGACCCUAAAGCCUGUCCGUACAGCAACCACACUGUGUGUGCCUGAUCCAGUGUUUAAUGACAGACAGAGCCACAUCAUUGUGGCACAGUCAGAUACCCCGGUGCAGAGGCUGCUGCUUGGUGCUUACUCCAUGCAGGGGCUCUCGGGCGGAGGAGGGGUUCCAUUUGAAAUCUGGUGCAGGUACUAUUACCCCAAUGUUAGAGACCAGAUGGUUGCUAAGGGGGUUCUGCCUUUGUCCCGCCUGUGUGCCAUGGUGACCAUGCAGCAUCGAGAGGAUGUGGGAAUUCAAGCAUUCAGUCUGCCCCUUAUACCCAGGAGUGAGAAGUCUGCAGAACUCCCCCCACAGCCUUCAGGCUUAUUAAAUGUGAAUGUGACCUACAGACGCUCAAUGAGGAACCCAGUGGGAAUGUUGGCUACUCGUAUGGCAUCCAUUUCUGUAGAAAUACACCGAGCUUCAGGUUUGCAGGCUGCUGCCCGAUUGGUGGCACAGCAGGAUGCCUCAUUUCAGUACAGCGCAGACGUUGGGGUGAAUGCCUACGUCACUAUACACCCAGCUUUCCUGCCUGAUGUGGAGCUGCGGAACACUCGCACUGUUGCCCGGACCUUCUGCCCAGAGUUUGACCAUCACUACGAGUUCCCCUGUAACAUGGUCAUUCAACGUAACAAUGGGGAGGCCUGCAGCCUUGCAGAGGUCCUGUACUUCUCUGAGAUUGUCCUUUCCAUCCAUCACCAGAAUGUUGCUUCAGUUGGCUCUACGAGACCCCAGCCAGUUCGGGACUAUCAUCUGGGAAUGGUGAGGAUCCCCUGCAGGCAGCUCAUCACAAAGAGAUCAGGUGUAAGUGGCUGGUACCCCGUUACAGUUCCAGAGGACUCCAAGCUUCCCACAGAUUCAACCAUCUUGCACUCCGUUGUAGGAGGCCUGGAGCUGUCGGUACACUUUGCACAUCACUCGGACAGAGAUCGUGUUUUAGAGGUAGCACGGGGCCUCGGGUGGAACGAGUAUAAUGAGGAUUUUCAGGAAGCAAUUGCAACUGAAGCGGACGAAUGGCAUAAAAGGGAAGAUCUGGUUAAUCUAUCCGUUAAUAUUCCCAAAAUAUGGCUUCCUCUGCACUGCCUGCUCCUGGCGGGACACAAGCAUAUCCACAAAAGCACUUACUGCUACCUGCGCUACAAGUUCUAUGAUAGAGAAGCAGUGUGCUCCCCCCUCAGAAGGCCCAGGUUGUCCGAGGAUGGGCAGCAGGCCACCGUUAUGUUUGAGCUGAGCGAAAACCGAGAACUAAUCAAACACCAGCCGCUUGUGUGGUACCUGAGGGAGGAGAGAAUGGAGAUUCAGGUGUGGCGCUCCUAUGGGAAGGACACAAACGGGCCCAGACCCCAGGAUACAGACAGACUCAUUGGAUGUGCAUAUGUGGAUCUUAAAGCACUUUCAGAAAAUACCUCCAGGACUCUCGCAGUCAGUGGAGUUUACCCUCUGUUUAAGCGCAACGUCUCCAGUCUGUGGGGAGCGGCAGUUCGGGUGCAUCUUGCUCUUAGCUCGGCUUAUCACCCAUCUAACUCUAGCCGAAGGCUGAGCUGUGCUGGGGAGAGAAGCCAGAGUGAAGGAGAGGAGUGGGCUCCUACCUCUGGGGACAGCUUUGAGGAGAAACAAGAUGAUUCCGCCAAAAAUGACAAACCUGAGGCAAAGACUGAAGUGCCCUUAUUGGAUGCAAAGGAACAGCCCGUGGGUGAAGUUGAUUUAAAGAAUACCUUUGCUGCUAGCAUUGUGGUUGAACGAGCAAUGCAUCUCAGCUUGAAAGGGACCCCUCUGACUGAGCGAGCAGCGGCCACUCCGACUUGUUGUGUUUCUUACCCUGUGGCCGGCUGUAGUGAGCCAGUAACUACCCCAGUCAUAGCAAAUACAGACUCCCCAUUAUGGAACUUCCAGCACCAAGCAAGACUCCAUAAAGAACUGCUCUUGGACCCACAGCAAAGAUUAGUUUUCAAAGUCUGGCAUAAAACAGAUGUCGAGAGAGUUGUGGGUUUCGCCUCUGUGGAUCUCUCACCACUCCUUUCUGGCUUCCAGUCAAUCUGUGGUUGGUACAACAUUGUGGAUUUUGUUGGGCAGUGCCAAGGCCAGGUUAAAGUUUCCAUCACCCCGCUGGAAGGGGUGGCACAUCUUAAAACAAAGGUCACAUCGCAAAGAUCCUCUUCCUACCAAUCCAGGCCAGCUUUCUGCAGCUCCUUCAGUUACAAUCCCAGCCAAUCAGAGGUGCCGGCCUUUAUACCCCAUAUCCCUACAUUGCAUCAUCAACUGUCUGACAGGGAAAACUCUGGCCCUUUGUUUCCAUUCCUCCGGCACGAGGAACACAUGGAGAACGUGCGUCGGUUUCACGAGUCCCUGCAGCAAGCGGAGCGAAACGCGCACACAGUGGAAGGUCUGGAUUCUCUCUCCCAGUCUUCCCGCUCCUCCCUUCUGUCAGCUCUCAGGAAAAAUCUGGGUGAGCUUGACGAAAUCCAAAAAUACUUUAACCAGAAGCUCUACAGGUCCAUUUCCAACGCCGAAACCUCUAGAUGUGCAUCCGUGCAGAUCCCACAAGUCCAGCCUCCGAAUUCUGAGCCAGCGGAGGAGGAUUCAGACGCGAAGAUGCUUCUGCAAAAGUCUAGUUUUCUGGUCUCACAAGUCAGCAACCUUAUUACAGGUCUCCAGGGAAUCCCUAAAUUUGCACCGGCUUUUUCCAGCACAGAGCAGAGGCUGGAUGUACAAGGGCAAACCAGUGUUCAGCACCAGCAGGUCGACAAUAUGGAACCGAUGGCUCCAGAGAGAUCUGAAGCUUAUGAAAGGGAGGGCCAGCGCAGUGACACACCCCCAUUUUCCCCAUUAGGGUCCCUUAAUGUUAGUGGGGAAAAGCUGAUGGAGUUUAUAGGAACAGACAUGGAUGAGAAAGAAAGGCACCUAUUUGCAGAGAAACAUCAAGAAGAGCAGGAUAAACACAUAAUCCAUGGAAGUAGUGAUGAAGAAUAUGAGGAAGAUGUGAUAGAACCAAGGACUCUCAAUGAAAUAACCACCAUGACGGACAGAACCAGUCCCUGGUCCAGUAUUUUGUCCGAAAGGGAUUCAGAUUCUAUGGAUCAUCCCCAAGACCAGCCAGUGAAUCCUUUGGCUGCGGAGAACAACCGUGUAAUAACGGAUUUCUUCUCAUCCUUCCAUCAGAAUGACCCAAGUAGUGUCCUCAACUCUGCUAGAUCCACGGACUCUGAGGUACUAGCUGAAGGGUCCAGGGUCCGAAAGAUCAGUAGUAGCUCCGGUAGCGAGGCAGAGACAGUCGGGGUACAAUUGUCUGUAGAUCCAGCAGAGCAAGGAGCAUUGGGAGAGGCAGAAUCUGAGGCAGAGAGUCAGGAGAUGGACGGAGACCCAGAAGCUAAUAGAACAGAGGAAGAACAACAAGAUCCAGUGACAGUAUUUUCUGCACUGUCCUCUGGUUCUGAUGAGUCGGAACACAUCACAUAUGGUGCCAGCGAACCGGACUGUUCUCCACCACAGGAUGAACCCGAAACAGAUUAUCCAUGUUCUGAGCCUUUAGAGGGAAACAUGCAUCAUAUUGAUGAGGAGGAGCAGCCUGCUGGGUCUGAGAGUCCCCAAGUGCCACCCAGUAACCUUUUGUCUGAUCCUGUUAUUGUUCCAAAUUUCUUCCUCCCUCCCCAGCACUUAGAAGCUUCCAUGAGGCAUUUGAGUUUGUCUGCUGUGAGAGAGGGCCGCAGCGACACCCCAGGGAUUCCCUUUCGCCGGAGCAAGCGCCAGAAGCCCAGGUUGGCCCCCGCUGACCUGCCCAAGGAAGAGACCAAUCGCAUCGCCAGAAUCUUUGCUGCACAGUUUCCUGGGCCCCCCACCCCCCCCUGAGUAACCCCAGCACUGGCCUUGGGGCCCCGGGGCCACAUCCUAUUGGACUGAACAUGAUGACCAUGAGUUUAUUGGCCCCUGUGCCCCCCCAUGUGCAGCACCCUAGGGCCCCAGCUUGGGUGGGUGCCAGUGAAACCCCCUGUAAAAUAGAAUGUUUUAUAACUAAA